Daphnia carinata is the source of this 1141-nucleotide messenger RNA. RefSeq names its product 3-hydroxyanthranilate 3,4-dioxygenase-like. Gene Ontology annotation, biological process: quinolinate metabolic process; 'de novo' NAD+ biosynthetic process from L-tryptophan. Gene Ontology annotation, molecular function: 3-hydroxyanthranilate 3,4-dioxygenase activity; iron ion binding. The coding region runs from base 237 to 1115 and encodes 292 amino acids. The record is from RefSeq and is a predicted model, not a curated record. Lineage: Eukaryota; Metazoa; Arthropoda; Branchiopoda; Diplostraca; Daphniidae. Gene Ontology annotation, cellular component: cytoplasm. The transcript has 5 exons.
UGUACACGUGGCCUCGCAACGCCAAAUUUGAAAGCAUGCAUUGAGAGAGGAUGGGCGAUCAAGACCUUAGGCGAUUGUUCCCUGAGAUUUUCUCCUUUUUAACCUUGAGCGGUGGGACUGUUUGUGACGGUGAAAAUAUUUCAGGGUCUCUGUUUCGGUAAAGCAAAUAUGUUUUUGUGCCAGUCUCGUCCCGAGAGCUGUAAGUCGAGUGAAGUGCACGAAUAUUACAGACGAAAAUGGCGGCCGAGUGUUAUAACAUUAAUGAGUGGAUUGAGGAAAAUAAAGACUUUUUCUUGCCGCCUGUUUGCAACAAACUCAUGCAUGAACAGCAAUUGAAAGUUUUCUUCGUCGGAGGGCCCAACCAACGUAAAGAUUUCCACCUGGAAGAAGGCGAGGAAUUAUUUUACAUGAAAAAGGGAGCAAUGGAGUUAAUUAUACAAGAAAAAGGGAAGUUUAAAACAGUCCCCAUUCAAGAGGGUGAGAUAUUUCUAUUGCCGGGAAAAAUUCCACAUUCACCUCAAAGGAAAGAGGAUACCAUUGGAUUGGUCAUUGAAAGAGAAAGAGCUACACAUGAACUAGACUGCCUGAGAUAUUUUGUGAACGACUCAACCGAAGGGCUUUUUGAAAAAUGGUUCUAUUGCGACGAUCUAGGUGUUCAGCUAGUGCCCGUCAUCAAAGAAUUUUUUGCAUCGGAACAAUGCCGAACGGGCCGUCCUAUUCCGGGAACUAUUCCGGAGAAUCCGCCUUACAAACCAGAUUCCAACCGAGAGGUGGAAAACCCUUUCGACUUGAAAGGCUGGCUUGCGUUACACCGAGCUGAAAUCCAGAAAGAAGGCAAAAAGAAGCUGUUUGACAACAUUAAUUAUCAAUCGGACAUUGUUGUUUAUGGCAAAGGAAUCGAUGACUUUCAAGCCACCACCUAUGAAACAUGGUUGUGGCAAUUGGAAGGAGAAUCAUCUGUUACUGUAAAUGGCAAAGAAAUAACUCUCAAAACCGACGACAGCCUUCUCGUUCCGUCAGGAGAAGCGUUCAAGCUGACGCGCCAGUUGGAUACCUGUUUGAUCAUGUCUGUUGCCAUGCCAACGCCAAAGAAUAAUAUGGAGAAGCUUCUUUGAAACUAAAAUAAAAGACAGGUCAUAAU